CGACCGACCCCGACUACGAUAGCGACGGCCACGACACCUAGCAUUCCUUUCAAAUAAUGAGCUGGCUAGCCUCCUUGUUUGGCUCAAAGUCCAACAACAGACGCUCUCAGGCGCUCACUGCGACCCAAGAGGCCUUUUCUAUGCCUUCGCCCUCCUUUGGCCCGAGAGCAGACGGCUACCACGACACGCUCGGCACACCAGAGCCAGACUCCUCCGCAGCCUUCACUUACCCUCCUCAGUCCGGCCUAGGACACAAUCCGUAUGACUACGUACCGACGAGCGCGUCUCGCUCUCGACCGACUUCAUUGCUGCCCCUUCACCAUGCUCCCCUCUCCCCUCUUCCAUCAUAUCCUCCCCUAGAACAGACAUGGACCCGUCUAAAAGCAUGGCUUUUCAACGAAUAUCCCGAGCUCGGUGAUACCCUUAACUACGGUAUCCUCCCCCAGGACCUCGCCGAUAUCGAGAUGCAAUUCGGCUUCGCUCUUCCUCAGGCCGUCCGCGAAUCGUAUCUCAUUGUAGAUGGACAAGAGCCGGAGUCCUCCACCGGGUGCUCAGAGGGCCUCUUCUUCGGUCUGGUGUUACUUCCUCUCGAAGAGGUCUUGGAGGAGUGGAGGUUCUGGAGGGAGGUCGAUGAUGAUCCCAACAGUGGAGGCCAUUCGCAAUUACGCCAGGUUAUGCAAUCCAUCCCACCUAAUUGGAUCCGAAAGGAAUACUCGCAGCGCGGCUGGAUACCACUCAUCACUGACAAAGCCGGCAAUUACGUGGGUGUGGAUCUCAACCCAGGAGACGGUGGCUCUGUCGGCCAGGUCAUCGUUUUUGGACGUGAUUUCGACACCAAGGUCGUGCUUUGGCGUGGGGACGGGCAGGGAGGCUGGGCAAAGUGGUUAGCGAGCUUUGUUGAGGAUUUAGAAAAUGGAGAUGGUUUUGAGCUUGGUGGACAGAAUGAUACGGAGGGUAGUGAGGAUGACCUUGGUUAUGACAGCUAUUUCGGUGGGCGUGGUACCGGGGAUGGGAAUGGGGACACUGGGGGUACAGGCUUGAGGUUGACGGGCGAGUACCGGGGCUGGAAUGUCUUCGAGGCAUGGGCGGACAAGAGUCUCAAGAAAUGGCAGGAGUCAGGGGUCCUCUCGGCACCAUCGCCCAAAGACAAGGGCAAGGCACCGGAGAGGAAGUCCGUUUUCCUCGACUUUGCUAAAUCUACGGAUAGGUCAGGAGGAGCUGAAGUCGCCAUUCCCGUAUUCUCAAAUCAAGAGCCGCACGAAAAUGCACAACCCCCGCCCAAGUCAAUCCCUGCCCCCAUAGAGGUCGAACAACAUAGGCCUCGACAGUCCGUUCCCACUAUCUCCGUCACCAAGCCCCCGGCCCCUCUUCCUGUGGACCUCCCAACCGAAAGCGACAUCAUCCCCUCCCCAACCACCCCAGACUCCGGUGCUUCCUCACCUACCGACCUUGAGAGCGGAAGGCAACACAUGAUGCGCGAGAUUAACGAUAGACGUUUGGCAUCAUCGAAGGUCAACCCGCCAGUAGCUGCGCCGACGCCGUCCCAACCAACAAACGAAGCUGCGCUCAUCCCGCUUCCCGUGUCUCCUGAACCCGAAUCUCUCUCUUCGCGGUCGGUCGAACCAACACCCUCUCCAGCUGCAUCCGCGCCUCUUGCCGAUAUCACUGAUCUGCUUGCCGAUUCCGCUCCCCCUGCGCUUGAUGUCGCUGCCCCGAUAGAGCCUUCAACUUCACCUCUGUCUUCUUCGCCACCUGCCGCAUCGCCUCCGACUCUUUCUGACAAUGUGUCCGAACCUGCAGCCAUUCUAGAUGAGGAAGUUGAGAUACAGGAGGAGGAAACAGAACCUGAUACAACUGUUCGCUUGAUUGGUGGUGGUGGCACGGCUGGGGUUAUUGGCGUUGACCAAGAGUCUACGCUGGUAGACGAAGAGGACGACACGGUAGAACCAGAAGCUGAAGCUGGUGACGAGGAGCAUUCGGAGACGGCCUCCACCAAUGGUGAGUUUAAGAAGAAGCACGAGAAGAAGAAAAGCAGCCUAUCGUCUAGUCUGAAAAAGGUUGGUAAUCUGGGAGGAGCUGGCAAGCGAAGAAAGGACUCAAGUACUAGUGCAAAGGAUAUAACGGUCUAAUAUACACGCUCGUCACAUCAUCAUCUGGACCUUCUUUCUUUCUUCUUGUUUUCUACUUUUUUUUUCCCCUUUGCCUUGCCCCUCUUUUACCGCUACAGGACAUUUAUUUCCUUUGCUAGUCUCCUCUGCCUUCUCCUAUAAGUAUUUUUGCAUGUCUCCUUUCCGAGAGCACUUUACGCAGGCUAAUCUUCUCUCGCAUGUUCUCAUCACUCCCUACACUGUCGUCUCGUUCUCAAUGAUUUGAAUUCGUGUAUGGUAUACAUUCUUUUCUAUACCCGUAAUCUCAUUCCGUCGAUGGCCGGGCUAUUCGU
Messenger RNA from Stereum hirsutum FP-91666 SS1, 2440 nucleotides. RefSeq lists its product as uncharacterized. The coding region runs from base 57 to 2129 and encodes 690 amino acids. The record is from RefSeq and is a predicted model, not a curated record. NCBI's taxonomy places the organism in Eukaryota, Fungi, Basidiomycota, Agaricomycetes, Russulales, Stereaceae. The transcript is spliced from 3 exons. Gene Ontology annotation, cellular component: mating projection tip. Gene Ontology annotation, biological process: regulation of fungal-type cell wall biogenesis; cell wall biogenesis.